Molecule: messenger RNA, 585 nt
Organism: Anneissia japonica
Lineage: Eukaryota; Metazoa; Echinodermata; Crinoidea; Comatulida; Comatulidae
Exons: 2
Source: RefSeq, a predicted model, not a curated record
AGGAUAGGGGAUAAACCUAGGAGCGUUAUACCGCUCUCUCAAGCAGCAUACACCAAAGGGAGAAGUGUUACCGAACAUGUAUUUGCUCUCAGAACCCUCGCAGAGAAAGCCAUUACCUCAUCUGAGUACAAGCUUACUCUUCUUAUGCUAGACAUGAGCAGCGCUUUUGAUAGAGCAGCAAGUUGGGAACAAGAGAAGACAUCAGACAUCAGUAACAGAAAACACCUCUCUCUAGCAGCAUUCUCUAAAAUAAGUGGUAUACUCCAAAAUAAGAAAAUAACAACCAAAUUGAAAGUAAGAGUCUUCAAUGUAUAUGUCACCAGUAUCUGCCUAUACAACAGCGAACUCUGGACAAUUACCAAAUUGUUAGAGAAUGAAAUAGAUGUGUUCCAACGAAAGUUUCUACGAAGAAUAUUAGGUAUAAAGUGGCUAGAGAAAAUAAGGAAUGACGAGUUAUAUAGAAAGACAGGGGAAGAAGAAUGGAGUAAGAAAGUAAAGAAAAGAAUUCUGAUAUGGUAUGGGCACCUGCUCCGCUUAGAUGAACACACUCCAGCUAGAAUGGCAUACCACGAAGCAGAGCGAAAG